Molecule: messenger RNA, 1794 nt
Organism: Pseudomassariella vexata
Lineage: Eukaryota; Fungi; Ascomycota; Sordariomycetes; Amphisphaeriales; Pseudomassariaceae
Exons: 2
Source: RefSeq, a predicted model, not a curated record
AUGGCGAAAGUGCAGAAUCCAAAAAGUGACAAGCCAACGAGGUCGGAAAGUCUUUCGCGCAUGCUAGAGCUGGAGAAGAAGUACAAGAUGCAGCGCGUUCAUGGCAACGGAUCAGGAACACUCUCACCACCGGGACCGUCAAGUACAAGUUCAGAGGCUGCCCAGCUUAAUUCAUCUGUCAAGGCUCGGCGUGGUACUGGAGGUGGUCUGCCACCUCUUUCCCAUCAAGCCCAGAUGACGAAAGCCGUGCGCCGAAGCUCUGCUCUACCUUCUUUGUCAUUGUCAAUACCACCUUCUCCAACGUCGACCUCAACCGCCGCCGUGAGAGCGGAUGACCCUACUCAGAAACCCGCGCCAGUCCCACAGUCUCUGAAGGAACCACCGCGAGAGCCCACCAAGACGGUGACGUUCUCCCAGCCGGAAGAAGUCGAAACCGAGUUGUCGGACGACUCAUCCAUCUGCCAGUCGCCCAUCUGGGAGGGAUACGGGCAGAGAAAAAAGAAGGCCAAGAAACGGGAGGCAGAGCAGAAGAAGGAGAAGGAACGUGAAGAAAAAGCCAACAAGGAUCCAAAGAAGAAGCAGUCGCGACUUAGCAAGGCACCACCACAAGAUGCUCCGGCAGCCAAGCUCCUGCUUAGUAUAUUAGAUCGCUCGGUAUCUACCCCUGAAUUAGAGCCUCGCCCCAAACUCACAGAAAGGCCACUGAACCGAUCAACCACGGAGUAUCCCCCAGACUCGAUGGCCAAUCAUCAACACCUCACAAACCAAGUGUCGAAUGUCAACAACGGUAAAACAAAGAGAAGGGGUUUCUUGUCUAGCUUUAGGUCAAGCUCGCGGAAUAGCAUCGAUAAUGCCCAGGCUUUAAAGAGCGCCGGAGCCGACCUCGAUUUGGCCAAGUCCCGCAAAGCGGCUUCGAUCAAUUCCAACGUAUCCGCCUCAACCAAGUCCAUGGCGUCUCAGGAAAAGAGGCCAGGACUGCUAAGUCGAAGUUCGACUAGCUCAGCUCACGGCCGGAAUCAGUCAUUUCUUUCACGGCUUAAAGGACCUUCUUACCUGUAUCACAAUGGCAAGAACUCCGCUGAUACCGAUACCGGUGACAGUGACCCAAGCCAGCGACCUAGCAACUCACAAAAAAUUGAGGCUGCAAUGCCACCGGCAGCGACAUCUCAAGAACUCUCCCACCCGCCCCCUGCAACCACUGCUUCUACAGUCCCAGAAGCGCCCGAGGCCCAGGUCCUGCGGGGUCGCCCUGCUAAUCUACGCACGGCACAACCAAGAGAUUCCAGCAGCGACUAUGCAGAGUCCGAUCACCCGCAGCCGCGUGCUCAUCUGCCCAAGGAGUCUAGUCCAGCUGCCCCGAUCGCGAAUGAAGGGCGGCGCCGACCUUACAGCCACCUCGGAAACGUCAGGCAGCAAACCGAAGACACGAAAUCACAUUCUAUGACACGGCAGACGGAUGGUCGUAUUGGUGUGGCAAUCCAAGCGCAACGGCCGCAUCGCCAGCACCCUCGCUCAAGCCAGACAGUAGUCCACGCGGAAUUGAAAGUUGAAGUGCAGGAACCCGAAGCCAGGUCAGCCCAUUCGGCCCAAAGUGAAGACUUUGCAUCUCCCUACACAGAAGAGAUCGAUAGGCUUGCCAUUACCCAUACACCUCAUGGUGAAAAUGGAGAAGUAUCUCCUGGAUCGACUUUCCGCCCCGUUUCUCACUGUAAAGAACGUGUUUCACCAGAGCCGAGCAAGAAAGCGUCUGGAAAGACGAUUUCACCGACGCCGAGUGCCAUUGGGAAAGCCAGG